CAAUAUAUUGUACAAGGUUUAUCACUGGAUGAAUGUUGUCGUCUGUAAAACUUUGAGACUUCUAAUUUUGUUAAAUAUCAGUUCUAGAAGUGCGAGUGAGCUAUGAUUCACAGCUUCUUCAUCAUAAAUACGUCUGGUGACAUCUUUAUCGAGAAGCACUGGAAGAGUGUCAUCCAUCGGUCCGUCUGCGACUACUUCUUCGAUGUCCAGCGGAAAGCGAGCUCUCCUGAAGAUAUACCACCGGUCAUAUCUACACCACACCAUUAUCUUAUAAGCAUAUACAGGUGUAAGAUGUUCCUUGUUGCGGUGACAAUGUCUGAAGUGCCACCUCUUUUUGUGGUGGAAUUUUUACACCGGGUUGUGGACACUUUUAUAGACUACUUUGGCGAUUGUACAGAGUUUAUCAUUAAGGAACAUUACGUUGUGGUGUAUGAGCUUCUAGAUGAAAUGCUGGAUAACGGCUUCCCAUUGGCCACCGAGUCCAACAUCCUCAAGGAAUUGAUAAAGCCACCAAACAUCCUGAGGACCCUAGCAAACACGGUCACUGGAAGAACAAACCUAAGUUCCACACUUCCAACCGGGCAGCUCUCUAACAUCCCGUGGCGUCGUACAGGGGUGAAAUACACCAACAACGAGGCCUACUUCGACGUCAUUGAAGAAGUGGACGCGAUCAUCGACAAGGGUGGCUCUGUCAUCUCAGCCGAAAUUCAGGGUUAUAUCGACUGCUGCAUCAAGUUGAGCGGAAUGCCUGACCUGAGCCUGACCUUUGUCAACCCUCGCCUGUUUGAUGAUGUCAGCUUUCACCCGUGUGUCAGGUUUCGUCGUUGGGAGUCUGAACGAGUGCUGUCCUUUGUGCCUCCAGACGGAAAUUUUCGACUCAUGUCCUAUCACAUUGGCUCUCAGAGCAUUGUAGCCAUUCCAAUCUAUGUCCGCCACCAGAUCAGUUUCAAAGAUGUCGGUGGAGGUCGUCUCGACAUUACUGUGGGGCCAAAACAGACCAUGGGAAAAACAGUAGAUGACGUCGUUUUGGACAUUCCCAUGGGAAAGACAGUUCUCAAUGUAACGCUGACACCGAGCCAGGGCAAGUACUCCUUCGACCCUGUUGCCAAGAACCUGGUCUGGGAAGUUGGACGCAUCGAGAUGGGGCGUCUUCCAAACCUCCGAGGAACGAUAGCUCUUCAAAGUGGAGCUCCACCUCCAGACAGCAACCCAACUAUUUCAGUCCAGUUUACAAUUAACCCUCUGGCUGUUUCUGGACUCAAAGUGAACAGGCUGGAUAUGUAUGGCGAGAAAUACAAGCCCUUCAAAGGAGUCAAGUACGUCACGAAGGCAGGUCGGUUUCAAGUCCGAACGUAGAAGGUGAAGGAACGUGCGAUUCUGGACAAGGGCAGCCUAUUCCUCCAUCCUUGGUCUAUGUCUUCUAACUAAGCGGCAUACCUUGGCAGGUGUCUCUGGGUUGUAUUACAGCAUGAUGUUCACGAUGAUGCUAAAGUAAAAAUUAUUGUACUGAUUGUAUAUAGUAAACCAGAGUCUGAAUUAUAUACUUUGUAAUUGA
Molecule: messenger RNA, 1555 nt
Organism: Ornithodoros turicata
Lineage: Eukaryota; Metazoa; Arthropoda; Arachnida; Ixodida; Argasidae
Gene: carmine
Product: AP-3 complex subunit mu-1-like
Exons: 12
Coding region: 103-1356 (417 amino acids)
Biological process (GO): endocytosis; intracellular protein transport
Cellular component (GO): clathrin adaptor complex; cytoplasmic vesicle
Source: RefSeq, a predicted model, not a curated record